Molecule: messenger RNA, 2976 nt
Organism: Rodentolepis nana
Lineage: Eukaryota; Metazoa; Platyhelminthes; Cestoda; Cyclophyllidea; Hymenolepididae
Source: the annotation of a GenBank genome assembly
AUGGCGGAUGAAACAUCUCUUAGUAAAGAUGUUUCUAGUAAACUCGUGGAAAUAAAUAGAGGAUUAAGCUCGCCUAAUCGUGGUGAGCAAUGUAGGGGCAUUGCGAAUAUUCCAGAUUUAAUCAAAUCUCACCCAUUUCCAAUUGUAAUUAAUUCAAUUUUUCUAAGGCUUGUUGAUGUAUAUGUUAAUGGCUCAGAUUAUUUGCGUUCAUGUGUUUUGAGGGCAUGUGCUGAGUGUCGAAAUCAACUUCUUAGACUGACAAUAGCUGAUGAUAUUGUUGAGAAAUGCAUGCCAAUAUAUAAAAACCAAAACGCCAACUCUAGAGCUCAAUAUCUGAGUCUUCUUGGUGUGUUGAGUGGAGCUUUCAAGGACAAUAUCAGUAUCCACAAUUUCGUCAUUUCCCGGAUUGAUUCCGACUCCGAAACCGAAUCAACUGCUGCAAUCUCAGCUGCGUAUAGUUAUGCUGCUAUUUCUAAGAUUUUUGUCAUAAGUCUUUGUCCUGUUUUAUGCGACCUGUUGAAAAUCAAUACUCUUAGCCCCGAUCACAAACUUAAGCUCAUACCCCUUGCGGAAUUCGCAUAUCAUAGUCCUAUCCUUCUUCCUGAGAUUCGAGGACAUUUGAUCGAGAUGCUCAAAUCCCAUAAAGUUGGCAGUUUCAUGACUGUCAUUUCUGAAACAUUGACUAAGCUGGAAACCCAUUCUCCCUUAAAUACUUCAAGUCAAGUCGAUCUUCUGUUGGAUUUUAUCAAAACUAGUUCUGAUGGAGAAAUUAGGGCCAACUUAUUUGCUUGUCUAUUGAAUUUGGCAGAUAAACUCCCAAAUCAGUGGUCUCCACCUCAUACAAAGAGACUUUUUGAGAUCUUUUGUGACUCUGAAACGGCGAUUACUGAGAGGGAAACGAUUCUUAUCAUAUUCUUUCUUUUGACUUCAUCCGUGAAUGUGAAUAUUCUCUUCGGAGAUUACAAGCUGGGAGGAGACGAUGGGAUACUAGCCUGUCUGACUCAAGCUUUGAGCUACGAAAUAGUACCCGGGUCUUCUAUGCUCCCCAAUGCCCUCGCCUUAGCUUGUAGACUUGUUCAAAGUGGGAAAUCCGAUGUGAACUUUAAUCCGGAUAUCGUGGCUUCAAUGUUAGUCGUUUCACUUACUCGUUCCUGCCAAUUCGAUGAACAGCCCGAGAAUGCGUCGACCUCCUGGCUAAUCAAUGAACGUGGACCUUCGAUGGACUCGCUUAAGCUGUUUUACUCUGAACUUCUGAUGUUCUUCGAGACCUUUCCAGAUUUCGUUUCCCUCCUCAACCAGAUUGAACUCCUUAAGGAAGUUACUAUGAGUGGAGAUCCACGAAUAGCUCUAUUAUGUCAAUUCCUUUCUCGAGUUUGUACAACGGAUCUACUCAGAUUUCCUGAAUUGCCAGAGUUGCUAUCCCAAUUGAGGGAUUCGUGCAAACCGCAUUCAACUACUGUGAAUUCAGACAACCUUCUCCAAGUUUGUGUGUUUGUCUUCACUGCAGCAAAUGGAAUUCCUCUUCUCAAAGAACAGCAAAUUGACUUAUUAACUUGCCUUGCUCGUGCUCUUGAUGGAAAUCUAACCGAAAAGGGACCAACUGCCCUGGAACCAUGGAUUGUCUAUCAGCUUGCUUGUAAAGCGAGUGUGUGCAGACAGCCUCGUUUCGCUGCUGACUUAUUUGAACAGCUGGCUACCAUGGCUAUUAAUCUGAAGAAUAUCUACUGGCUUCGUGGACUGGCCAAGAUAAAUCGGGCUCAAGCAGACCUCUACGAUAGUGUUUUUGAUCUACCUCAAACUGGAAAUUGGGUUCCGAAGCUGUCUGCAGCUAUAAGCACUGCGGCAAAAGAAUUCUCAAAUGCUCGAAAUCUAUUCAUGGCAGCAGGCGGACGUUCUGCUCAUGCGUUUCAAUCAAAAUACACAGGAAUUCGGGCUGACUUACUGAACUGUCUUGUCAGUUUAUGUGGAAGGGCCUUUGAACUUGGUGCUCUCACUUCAUCCGGUGUGCCUGCGCGAUGGCAGAUCCUGAGAAAAGUAAAUGCCGCCAAAGAGGAAAGUGAUUCUCCGUUCACUUUGACCCCACUAACAUCGCUAGUUUCUCUGGUGCCCAAAUGGAAGGAAAUGGAAAGUAGGGUGCUGGCUCUUAUUCAAUCAUGUGUGGAUGCUGACUCAUCCACUUUGCGUCAUCUCAACGGUAUUUUGGAGAUAAUUCACGUCUUCAUUGAGACUUUGGAGGAAUGCCGGACUUUCAAGGGAAAUUGGGAAAACCCCUCCAAUGUUGAUCGAGAGCAUUUGCUAUCCACUCAAUCUCACGAAGGAUUCGACGCUAAAGCCAUGGCAUUACGAGACUACUCCACCAAUAAUUCCCUUUCUCCCCAACUUCUCGUCAACUUGGUGACCUUACUUGUCUCCCUUCCACCCGCCUGUCUCCCUACAUUUUUCUUCUUCCGCAAACAAGUGACCAACGUUGACCUUUAUGUCAUCUCUUCAGCUAACAAUAAAUACAGGAGCGGUAGUGAUAACAGUGGCGACACUUUCCUUCUCCCUCUUGGCACUUCUCUAGCUCUUCAAAUAAUAGGUGUCGUGAGUCAGAAACGCCCACCUAAACAUCCGAAACUUUUGCGUAAGAUAAAUGCAGUUUCUCUCUUCCUCACUCUUCAACGCAAGAGUAAACGAGAGGCCCUAGCACAUAAACUAGUCCCUGUUAGGGGAGAUUCCUUUACUGCAGAAUUCUGCCUCAAUCUGCCAACAAAGACGGGGACUUGUGAGCUCACUGUUGAAGUGGUUUUAGUGGAUGAUCAACGGAGAAGGUGGAGACUAGGAGCUGAGGCAGGCACCUCCAAGGUAAUCAAUAUAAAAUUGGAAAAUAUGGCCGGAAGCAGUAAUGCAGCGAAGCCUCAAAAACUCAUAGCGGACUUUCAUUCGCCGCUUGUGGCACAAAUCGAAGAUAUUCUCAUGAAUCCCUCUCCCUUAUGA